Messenger RNA from Pygoscelis adeliae (Adelie penguin), 2637 nucleotides. RefSeq names its product N-acetylgalactosaminidase, alpha- (gene NAGA). Gene Ontology annotation, cellular component: cytoplasm. The annotation marks the transcript as partial. NCBI's taxonomy places the organism in Eukaryota, Metazoa, Chordata, Aves, Sphenisciformes, Spheniscidae. The record is from RefSeq and is a predicted model, not a curated record. The transcript is spliced from 7 exons. Gene Ontology annotation, biological process: glycoside catabolic process; glycosylceramide catabolic process; oligosaccharide metabolic process. Gene Ontology annotation, molecular function: alpha-galactosidase activity.
CGCCUGGCGGAGGACGGCUGGAGGGACCUGGGCUACGAGUACAUCAACAUCGACGACUGCUGGUCUGCCAAGCAGCGGGAUGCGGCGGGACGGCUGGUUCCCGACCCCGAGAGGUUUCCCAGGGGGAUUAAGGCCCUGGCUGACUAUGUCCAUGCCCGGGGCCUGAAGCUGGGCAUUUAUGGUGACCUGGGCACCCUCACCUGGGGUGGCUACCCAGGCACCACGCUGGACCGUGUGGAGCAGGAUGCCCAGACCUUUGCAGAGUGGGGUGUGGACAUGCUGAAGCUGGAUGGGUGCUACUCGUCGGGAGAGGAGCAGGCGGAGGGCUACCCAGAAAUGGCGAGGGCCUUGAACGCCACAGGCCGCCCCAUCGUCUACUCCUGCAGUUGGCCAGCGUAUCAGGGGGGGCUUCCCCCCAAGGUGAACUACACCAUCCUGGCAGAGAUCUGCAACCUGUGGCGUAACUAUGACGACAUCCAGGACUCCUGGGACAGCGUGCUUUCCAUCCUGGACUGGUUCUCUGCAAACCAGGACGUGCUGCAGCCAGCCGCUGGCCCCGGCCACUGGAAUGACCCGGACAUGCUCAUCAUUGGAAACUUUGGCCUUAGCGAUGAGCAGUCCCGCUCCCAAAUGGCCUUGUGGACGGUGAUGGCAGCUCCGCUCCUCAUGUCCACGGAUCUCCGCACCGUCUCCGCGAGCGCCAAGGAGAUCCUGCAGAACCGCCUGAUGAUCCAGAUCAACCAGGACCCCCUGGGAAUCCAGGGGCGCAGGAUUGUCAAGGAGAAAUCCCACAUCGAGGUGUUCCUGCGCCCGCUAUCCCAGGCCGCCAGUGCCCUUGUCUUCUUCAGCCGGAGGACGGAUAUGCCCUUCGUCUACACCACCAGCCUGGCCAAGCUCCACUUCCCUGAGGAUGCCGUGUAUGAGGUACAAGAUGUGUACAGCGGGAAGAUCAUCAGCGGCUUAAAGACGGGAGACAGCUUCUCGGUCGUUAUUGACCCCUCAGGGGUGGUGAUGUGGUAUCUCUCUCCCAUGGCGCUCCCGGCGCAGCCCUGGCAUGUUGUCAGACAGCAAGCCCCCGGCGAGGGUUUCCACCCGGUCCUCCUGUGACGAGGCUCAGCGGAUCAGGGUGUGGGUCAGCGCCAGGGUGAGCCACAAGACCCUGGGGCAUGUGGCUCUUCACUGCCUUUCGCUGGUGUGCCCAGCAGUGCUGGGGAGUGACCGUCAGGUCAUUCCUCCGGUACCACCUUGAUGACGUCUACUCGGUCUGCGUAAAGCAGGAAUUCUUCUUACCCACCUCCUAAGGGUGUGCAGAGCAUGAUUCCUCGGUGAUUGCAAAGCCCUUUGAGAUCCUCCUGUGGAAGAUGCCAUACAAGCAGAGUCCAGCCACUGUUGGAGUUUGUCAGCUCUGACACCUGAGCACUUUACCGCUCUGAAUUGAGCAUCACUAACCACUGCAGGGGCUGUUUGAACUAUGCCUGUAGAAAGGCCUUGGAUGCUUUAGAAUCUUCUAGGGUGGUGACCCCCCUCUCCCCGCCAUGUGUGAUGGCAUUAGCUUCAAGGAUCAGACCUGGCCACCUUCUUUCCUCUGCUAUAAUCAGCUUGGCUUAGAAUAACGGGCUGUCAAUAGGGCUGCGCCCUUCCCAUGUACCCUCCCCAGGACCAAGAGCUCCUGGAGGCAUGAUGGUCCUGUGCAGAGAGGCUUUGCUUGCAAGCCUGAUCCUGCCGCCAGGAUCCUGGAGGCCAGCACUACUACAGCCUAGCAUGCACGCUAGCAUUGGAUUAAAGCCCCUCUGGUAUCAGUUUACAGCAGAGCAGAGCAAAAACCUGAGCUGGCCAUGCACAACCCCAGCAGCCUUGCUGUGGUACGGCACCAAACACUGCAGAGCCGCAGCGUGUUGUGCACGAGUGGUGUCGGGAAGGUGCUGAUGCUCAUUUGGAGUCUUUUGAGUUGGGAGAUGAUGACAGGUGCCUCCGAGCUGCAAGCUGCAUCCUGUUCUUGCUCUAGCAGGAAAUUCCUGCUAAAAGGGGGCUCAGGCCUUCCUCCAGUGGGCUGAACAGUUGGGCUUUCUCAGGGAGGGACUCCUCCUUCUCCCAAGGGCAGCUACAUGCACAGCCCCAUCCUGAGGAGGAGCCUACGCUAAUAAACUGGAAGUGAGCGGCAGGACAGACUCUAGAGCCCUCAACUGAUUCACCUUUACACAGCACACAUCCUACGGAGGAGUUUUAGGUGGGACGUGGCCCACCCCGACUGUCCCAGAGAGGGUGCAGCAUUUGUGAAGAUUGCCUCUAAAGAUUGUAGCCCAGGGAGACCGAUAAGAUUAAUCCUCAGACCAGAGAAAUACCACAUUUUAGAUUAGCCCCUCCCCCCCUCCCCAAAAAAACAGUUUCCCUUUUCUAUUCAGAUGAUGAAGGAGGGUUGGGUGCCCACGCCGGUUCCUGCAGGACCGGCAAAUCAGCCAUUUGGCUGAUUCUGGCCACUUCCAGAAACUUCUCUGAGUGUAGCAGCAAGAUACUGAACACGCUGCUUGCAGUGCUAACAGGAAAGGACGAAUGCACUUCAUGUCUGUAUACAGGAGCUGGCUUUGUUCUUGGGGAGUGAUUGAGACAAAUUAACUAAAAUAAAAGGGAAGCAGGUCA